This is a messenger RNA of Neltuma alba, 592 nucleotides long. Its product is annotated as VQ motif-containing protein 31. The transcript has 2 exons. The record is from RefSeq and is a predicted model, not a curated record. Lineage: Eukaryota; Viridiplantae; Streptophyta; Magnoliopsida; Fabales; Fabaceae. Bases 53 to 592 code for a protein of 179 amino acids.
AAAAACCCAUUAAGGUGGCCAUAAAUCUAAUCACCAAACAUAAAACGGAACCAUGAAAACCGAACCAUUAACAACAAUUGUUCAGACAAACACAAAUUCGUUCAGAGACGUCGUACAGCGACUGACAAGCCCAUCAGAUUGCACAACACAAUCAGAGGCAGCAAAACCUGCUGGGACGAAGAAGACAGCAUCCAAACUCCAUGAAAGGAGACAAUAUACGAGGCCCAAACUUGAGAUAGUAAAACCUUCUUUUUACUAUAAAUCAGGCGCAUCACCCAAGAACCGUUCUAGUUUUUCACCCUCCAAGUCAAGAGAUUCUUCUUGCUUUCCUUCAAGUCCCAUUUCGGGGAAUUCAAAUCAGAUACCGAGUCCCAAAACCCCUUCAACAAUUUUUUCUCGAUUGACCAUUCUAGAAGAAGAAAAGAAAGAAGAGUUAGCAAUACCUGAACUAAACUUAGAAGAAGAAGAGAAGGCUAUCAAAGAGAGGCGGUUUUACUUGCAUCCAUCUCCACGGUCUAAGCCAGGAUAUACUGAACCAGAACUACUUGCUUUAUUUCCUUUAGUAUCUCCUAAUACAAGUGGGGCAGUGUAA